AUGUCAAAGUUUAGAAAUGAAUUAUCAUCGUUUAAUGUUGAAGUUCAUCCAUAUAACAUCCUACGUAGUUUUCUUCUUUCUUUAUAUGUCAAGAACCUUCAGUGCACAGUAUUGCAGGCUCUCCAGAUAAUUUAUGGACCCUUAAAAGAAUUACCAAACUCUCAAUUCCAUCCUCGUUUAUUUCGAUUUGAAACGGAGAUUAAGGACCGUAUUUCACUUCAAACUUUACUUUGA
Molecule: messenger RNA, 234 nt
Organism: Clunio marinus
Lineage: Eukaryota; Metazoa; Arthropoda; Insecta; Diptera; Chironomidae
Source: the annotation of a GenBank genome assembly